Protopolystoma xenopodis is the source of this 498-nucleotide messenger RNA. The record is from the annotation of a GenBank genome assembly. NCBI's taxonomy places the organism in Eukaryota, Metazoa, Platyhelminthes, Monogenea, Polystomatidea, Polystomatidae.
AGUGGUGGUCAUCACAGUACUGGAAUCAUUUCAAGUGGCGCAGCUGGAGGCGGGCCUGGAGGUCCUGGAUCUAAAGGUGGCGGCGACCUGGGUGCACUUGGUGCUGGUGGACAGGCCGGACAACAAACUACUGGGGCCGGCGCCGCGAUUGGGACGGGUUCUAGCAAGUUGUCUGCUCGAGAGGCCAAGGCAUUAGCUGAAGAGCGCAUCCGGCUCACUGAAGCAUUCGUUCCUUCGUUGCCGGCUCUCUUGGUCAGGUAUGCUGAAAAUGCUCAUCGUGCCGCCAACUUACUUUCAAUCCCGCGCUACAUGGAUAUGGAUAUUUACACGACAGGUCGACACGAGCGCCACUUAGACCUGCUGCUCAAAUGCAUCCAGGUACAUAUUAGAGGCAUCGAGAAGUUAUGUACUUUCUCACAACGUAAUUUGGGGUGUCUUGCUUUUUACGCAGUCAAAAGUAAAUGGCCACAAAUAAAAUGUUUUAUUGAAGUUGUGUGA